Molecule: messenger RNA, 516 nt
Organism: Microbotryum saponariae
Lineage: Eukaryota; Fungi; Basidiomycota; Microbotryomycetes; Microbotryales; Microbotryaceae
Source: the annotation of a GenBank genome assembly
AUGUUGGCUGCGCCUCAUGCCAAGAAGCGUUGUAUUGAGACACAGCGGUCAGGUUCCCGAGCAACUCUACCGCCCGUGAGUGUCCUGCUUGAGUUGCUGACGCCAUUGCGAAUGCGUCUGGCUCGGGCUGACUGGCAGGCACCUCCGGAAUGUUUUAGUCCUUCGACCAUGACGAUAUCAUCAUAACUUGCAAGCGCUACUUUCUCUUCAAGACUGGGACGAUCGCAAUUGCCAGUAUCUGGUUGCAAGGCCUGCGUCUGGGAGGGGUCUUGAGGUCCUUAGGGAGAUGAGUUCGGCCGACCGAAACCAAGCAAAGGUAAGCCUGGCGACCUCGGAUUGGCAAGAAUGGAGGUUGCUGACCUCAUCCUUGUCCUCGGCUCGCAAGAGGCCCAGCUCCAUCGCGUUAUUCGAUCUAAAAGGUCCUCGAUCCUCCAUGCGACCCUCACCGCCGUGGCCCCGUACGCCAAGGCAUGGCUGCGCUCCGAAGCAGGGAAGACGUUCCUCAAGCAGACGUAG